AUGACAAAACUUACUCUGGCUUUAGUCACCUGCUGUUUGUUAUUGACUGAAAUUCUAGGCAAUCCUAAUGAGAAUUAUCUUAGGCUACACCAAACUUGCUUGCGAGUUUAUGAGAAAUGUAAGAAUAAUAAAUCGAGAUUGGGAAACCAUGACGAUACUUCCAUAUUCUUUAACGAGUUUUGUAGGAGCUUCGACUUGGGCUGGUUAGAUGCUAGUCGCUGUGAGCUUCUACGAAUAGCUUGUUUUUCUACUGUGCGCGAUUGCGAGAGUCCUACUUGUAAGAAUGUGGCUCGUCAAAUGCGGGAAAGAAAACUAAAUAAAAUAAAAGAAAAUUAA
Molecule: messenger RNA, 336 nt
Organism: Drosophila eugracilis
Lineage: Eukaryota; Metazoa; Arthropoda; Insecta; Diptera; Drosophilidae
Gene: Eig71Ei
Exons: 3
Coding region: 1-336 (111 amino acids)
Source: RefSeq, a predicted model, not a curated record